AUGAAAGCUACGGUCUUCUUCGAUGUACAAUUCGCGGAGGUCGACUGGGAGGAUCUCUUUGUUCGCUACACAUCGCGCAAGCAAGUGCAUGUCGAGAAUGUAAAUAGAAAGAUCGACGUGCAGAACAGGAUGGAUGGACCAGUGCACGCCAGCAUCGGUGCGAAGGGCCGAUCGCGGCAUACGACCAUCACUGCGCAGCGAGCGACUGGCGAAGAACCUCACAAGCUCGUGGCCGCCUCCCUCGUACACCUCAAUCGCACAGCCACCUUCGACCCCGGCCUGCAAGGUAAGGUAGAAGGCAUCGACUUCUACCUCGAUUUGAUGCACGUCGAUGCCACUCCCGGCGCCGAGGUCCACUACGGCAUCGUGAUCAAGCAGGAUGGUGUGCUCUUCCAGUCACCUCCUGCGCGCCUGACGUGCGGCACCAAGAAGUGGAAGGGCUUCAUUUCCGAGUCUCUCGUCGCCGCGGACUUCAUCCGCUUCGGCAAGCCCACCGUCGUUUCGCCCCACACCAAGCCCUUCUUUGGAAAGGAUGCCGCGCCACUGCAGUUUGGUUACAUCGUGCACGUGGCUGGCCCUGGAUCGAGCGUGAAGAGCGUGACUAGCAUCGGCGAGUGGAAGGUCUCGGUGGCGCACAGGGAGGACCUCAGUAUGAGUCUCUCGCAGACUCUGGAGUUCAGGCAGCGCCUUGACUCUGAAGUCCUGGAACGCCAGCGCCUAGAAAGGGCCAUCGUCGAGCAGCGCAUCAAGGCCGAACAGGAGCUGCGUGAACUGAGGCUCAAGGCCGAAGAGGAAAUCAACUCACUCCGCCUGUCGCUCCCGAUCGCCGAGCGCGGAAGUCGUAUUCCUUCGUUCGAGGGGGAUGGAAAGAACGCUUCACCGGCCAGCAACAAGCACCUCGGCCGCACGGACGACCUGGCUCAGCUGCUUAGCGGCGACGCCUCGCCUCACGUGGAGGACAAGUACAUUUCCAUCGUCAAGGCCGCGCAGAACCGUCUCCUGGAGGUCGACUCCCGACGCAAGGCCGAGCGGCAGCGAAAGGAGAAGCUGGAAGAGGAGCACGAAAACAUGCGCAAGACGAUCGACCUCGAGCGCCAGGGCCGUGAAGAGGCGGAGCGGAAGUGGGCUGCCCAGUACGAAGAGGUCGCCAAGAGCGCCACCGAGGAGAAACGUCAGCUUUCCGAAGAGCUGGAUAGCUACCGCAAGCGCAUCUUCCACCUCGAACAGGAGCUUCGGGGCGAGUGCAAGCUGAAGGACCAGAAGGAGGAGGAGCUGCGUCGCCUCCGCGACGAGGUCGCCAGCAAGAAUGACGAGAUGCGGGUCCUACUCGUCGAGAUCGACAAGCAGGCGGCGGCUCUCGCGCAGCACGAAGCUGAACGCCACCGCCUUUCGAAAGAGGCCGAACACCGAGCAGAGGAAAUCGCUCUGCUGAAGUCCAAGAUCGUAGUUCUCGACUCAAGCCUCACGACCCUGGAGCAGGAAAAGAGAGACCUCGAGAAGAAGAUGCAUACGUGCUGCAGCUUGCUGGACCAGCGUGAGCACGAGUGGAGCGAGACGAGCGCCAGGAAGGACAACGAGGCCAAGGAAGCACAGCAAGCAGCCGAGGAGCGACUCCAGGCCGAAGUGGACACGUGGCGACAACGCCUCGUGAAGCUCAAUCAGAAACACGCUGCCCAGGAAGAGGCCCUGAAGGAUCAGCUGGCCCAGGAGAAGGCACAACUCGAAGAGGAACUCGCCAAGGCGAUCGAGGCGCACGAGCGGAAGGAGGAGGCGUGGAAGCGAACGGCGAACGAACUCAACACUGAGCUCAAGACCUGCACGCAGGACCUUACCGCCACCGCCGAGGAGAUGGAGCGCUCGAAGCACGAACUCCAAGCGGCCCUUACCGAAGUCGGACAGAAGCUGACGACCGCACAGACCGAAGUGGCCCAGCGCGACCAGGAGGCCGAAGCCCUGCGACAGGAGCUCGACAUGCUCAAGGCGCAGCUGCGGGAGGUCGUCGUGCGCGCCCAGGAGGAGGUGGCCGAUCUGCGCACAACAGCCAAGAGGCGGGAAGAGGCGUGGGAGCAGGAGAGGUGGCAAGUCGAGCUCGAGCGAGCCGAAGCCAAGCGCGAGGCCGAGUUGGCGGAGGAGCGGAUGCGGCAGAUGGAGCAGACCCUGGCCGACGUGCGCCAGGAGUCGACAGCCCGCGCUCGCGACCUGGCCGACGCCGAUGACCGCCUCGUCGCGGCCAACGCCCUGAUCGACAAGCUCAACCGCGACCUCCGUCAGGAACUGGACGACGAGCAGGACGCGCGCAAGGGACUUGAAGAGAUUGCUGGCGGCCUUCGUGCCCAGCUCGUCGCCGAGGCCGAGCGCAACAAGGAGGAGAUGCUGCAGGUCUCGGCUGCCGCCGCCGCGGAGAAGGCCGGCCUCGAGGAGAAGCUCUCCGCGGAGAAGGAGUCCAGGCAGCAGCUCGCCAAGGAGCUCGAGACGCUCAAGGAAAGCUACGAGCUCGAGAAGACGCUGCGCGAGAAGAUCGCGCGCGAGCUCUUUGCUGAGAUCGACGCGCGCAAGGAGGGCGAGAAGCGGCAGACGUCGGUCAUUGCCGCGCUCAACGAUCACAUGAAGAAGCAGGCCGAGGCGAUCGUGCAGCUCGACUACGCGCUUAAGCAGGAGCAGGUCGAUCGCAUCCAGCUCGAGGAGCAAGUCGAGGCGGAGGUGAUGGCGAGGGUCAAGGCCGAGGAGGCUCUCCGCAAGCUGGACGAGAUCUUCAAGAAUGCCUCGAAGGAGGAAGACAACGAGUGGGAGCUCGUCACCGACGAGGACGGCAAGAACGGACGUCAGUGA
This is a messenger RNA of Acanthamoeba castellanii str. Neff, 2829 nucleotides long. RefSeq lists its product as uncharacterized. The coding region runs from base 1 to 2829 and encodes 942 amino acids. Lineage: Eukaryota; Discosea; Longamoebia; Acanthamoebidae. The transcript is spliced from 3 exons. The record is from RefSeq and is a predicted model, not a curated record.